Molecule: messenger RNA, 1411 nt
Organism: Paramisgurnus dabryanus
Lineage: Eukaryota; Metazoa; Chordata; Actinopteri; Cypriniformes; Cobitidae
Source: RefSeq, a predicted model, not a curated record
AUGGAUUUAAACGCUCACCAUCAACCACCCAAGAGACCCCCAUCCGGGCAUGCAGGCAGAGAGAGUUGCUGUGUCUUCAAACAAGCCUUUGAUGUGGGAAAUUUAAAGAGCAAGUGUGUCAAUAUCUCCCUCCAUCCUUCCAUCGCUCCUGCACACUCAUCCAUUUCCCUUCCUUCCAUCUUUUCCUUUCUGCUCCCUUUCUUCUUUAUGGCUGACCCAACAAAACCAGACUGUGACCCUGCAACCGCAAAACCUCCUCACACCCUAUGUGUAUUGCUGGGUGACUCCUCUUCGCUGCUCCUCUCACUGCUGUUGGCUCAGCUGCAUCUCUUAACGUCGGCCUUCCCUUCCCGGAGAUUUCAUCCUGACUUUGACAAGCUGACCAAUCAGACCAGACACCUUCUCAAGCUGACUCAGGAUCUACUGAAAGAUCCCGUGUUUGGCACGGAGGUUGAUCACCACAGGUUCAAGUCUCUUCCAGCGAUCAAUAGCAAAGUCGGUGACCUUAACAAUCUGGAGUUCAAGCCUACUCUUUCUCAACUCCAUGCAGACCUAAAGUCAUUUGAGCAUCAUUUUGAGUGGCUGAACAGAAUAACACGCAGACAGCACCACAGCUCAGUACCAAAGUUGACAGACAUGAUCUCCCAUAUUAAAAGCCUUAUAAACUCCUUACAGCGUCAGAUGACACGAGCAGAGGCUCCCCGGAUCCCCGUCCCCUCUCCAUCGCUCCCACCUACUCCCGCUUACCACUGGGAAGUGGUUCAGUCGUCCCAGGAACUCCUGCAGCAGUUCAGACUCUUCUGUGAUUGGGCAUCACGAGUAUUCCUUACUUUUAAAUCUAAAUUGCCAGCAUGAAGACACACUUAAACAACAUCUGGCAGUGAAUUACAAUACAGCAUAGACGGGCAGGACUCGGUGACAACUACAGCCAGAUCUGCACGACGGACAUAAGCAGUAAUGCAACAAAUGGUAGCCUGUGUAGUAAGUGUAGUUUGUGCUGCCAUUACUAGUCCACUGGCACAUUGCACCAGCAGUUCAAAAGGCUAUAGUCACAUGGCUGGAUAUUGAGAUCUUUAUCAGUGAAGAAGUCUGAUCAUGAACUUACAGUUCAGUGUACCUGCUCCGGUCGACACCCUGCUUUUGAUGUUUAGUUUAACUUUAAACCUUCAUUUGCUUUUCUUUUUAUACCAUUUUUUCAGACCUGAUUGUUAUUUAUGUAUUUAUUUAUUUAUUAAUUAGUUAUUUAUUUUAUACUAUUUAUUUGAUUUUCUCGAUAAAUAUGUCAACAAAAUUGUCAACGUUCUUUAGGUCAGGAAGUAAAAUGUACUUUCUUUCUUUCUUCCUUUGAUUUCUAUGUGUCCUACAGCUUUUCCUGUAUCACAAAAAGCACAUCACCAACUUUUUCUGUUUC